Molecule: messenger RNA, 2094 nt
Organism: Aureobasidium uvarum
Lineage: Eukaryota; Fungi; Ascomycota; Dothideomycetes; Dothideales; Saccotheciaceae
Source: the annotation of a GenBank genome assembly
AUGGACAUAGACCACAACGACCUUGGCACAUCUGAUAUGGACACCGAUGAUGAGCCAGAGGCCACAGAGGAUGAUGAGCCAGAGCCUAUGGAAGGUAUCGAAUACUCUGAGAAUCUCGGCUCAUUUCCUCCGAUCACUCCGCCUUCUCGUCGGCCCUCUCUACUCAGAAACCAUAUCAGCUCUAGGCCUAGACCAUCGAGAACACCUGAUCGCUUCGUGUUCAACAGGAACCUUGACGUGCAACCUCGAGAGAGAUUCAUGCUAUCCAGUCCUCCCCAGGAACUGACUGCUAACGACAGAUGGAGUCGUCGGCAAUCUUAUGCCCACGAUGCCUUUGGAUCCAGCACAAAGGUCACCCGAGGUCCGAGACUUGCAAAACCUCCAGUCGUAACCCGCACUUCCAGGACUCCGAGCUCAUUCAUGAGUAGUCGUGUCAACCCUCUCGGCCUGAUUACUCCUGACAGUCCUCGAGAGGUAAGUCAAGGCGCUGUAUGGAAUGUCGGAGGCUCGUCCCCUGUUAGCCCUACCGAUGGUGUUCGAAGCAUAAGCAAUGGUCGAGGCGGCCACAUCACCAGCGGCACAAACGCUCCAAUGUUCAGAUCGGACUUCUCCAAUCACGUCCACGACGAUACCGACUAUGUGCACAUCCAUGGAAAGCGUCUGAGUGCCGCUAUGGAACUUGAUCAAGCCAACAGGGUCCUGGACCAAGGUUCUGGUCUGCUUACUCCAGGACGAUCGCCCGACGCCGAUGCUGCCGUUGGUUUCAGCCCUACUAUCUGGCGAAACAAUGAAUGGACAAAACCCGGUUCUCCUCCACUUCUGGAUGCACCUGCUCUUCGUGACGACUACUACUGUUCUCUUCUGGCAUACUCGGAUACAGCAAAGUGUCUCGCAGUCGGCCUUGGGCCACAAGUUUAUACGUGGUCUGAGACUCGAGGAGUUGAAAGUCCUGAGAGUCUUGGUCAACCUUUUUCUGGACACGUUACAUCGCUUUCGUUCUCAUCGACAGAAGCUGAAAGGUCCAUUCUUGCUGUUGGGCGAUCUGAUGGAUCCAUAACACUCUGGUCUCCCUCGGAAGAGGCUCCGCGAUUCAGCUACACACAUCGCUCUUCAGUCUGUUGUGUCUGCUUUGGUCCCCGAACCUUUCGCAGAGCAUCUAUCCAACACCCUGGAGUCAAAGUGCAGGUAGAGUGUCUAUUGGUCGGCGAUGAAGCUGGCCAUAUCUACCUCUACUCGGUCGAAUGGCCGGACAAGGAAAACGUGGACAUCUUCGCAUGGCCUGGCAGUAUGACAGUUCUUGCACGUCUAGAUCUCCACACGCAGCAGAUCUGCGGUCUGGCCUGGAGCCCCGACGGUCAAUUCUUCGCUUCAGGCGGUAAUGACAAUGCGCUGUGCGUCUUCGAAACACGACGGGUUCUGCAGCUCGAAAAUAUAACGGCACACCACUUGAUCAUGGUGAGGAAUGACUUUGUUUACUAUCCACCCGCUGGUCAAGAAGAAGCACUGUGGAUCUUGCCAGGCCAAGAAAGUCAUCAUUACAUGCUGAAUGCGGCGGUCAAGGCCCUUGCUUUCUGUCCGUGGCAGCCGUCUCUGCUAGCAGCGGGUGGAGGUAGCAAUGACCGCUGCAUCCACUUCUACCAUACCGUAUCUGGAGCGAAGCUUGCAACCAUCGACUGUUCGUCUCAGGUCACGAGCUUGGUCUGGAGCAGAACUCGCCGCGAGAUUGCUGCUACAUUUGGGUUCACACAACCGGAUCAUCCUAUCCGUUACGGUGAAGAGCGUGCUCUCUGGGCUAUCGGAUUUCCUGGCGGCCCUGAUAGUUCCCCCCCUGGCGAAGGCUCGGGCAGAUCAUCGGCAAGAGAAGGGACACCAUGGUAUGCGAGACGAACCCGUGCAGAAGGCUGUCUGGUUGUGGCCUCCAGCGAUUCGAGCAUCAAGUUCCACGAGGUCUGGAGCGAGGAGCCGACGUCAUAUCGCAGUGGACCAGUGACACCCAUGGGGACGAGCAUGGGUCUCAUGGGCUGUCUUGGAGGAAGUGAUAUCCUCGAGUCGUUGCAUGGGGUGGAGAAGGAGGGCACUCCGGUGAUUCGGUAG